Cucurbita pepo subsp. pepo (vegetable marrow) is the source of this 914-nucleotide messenger RNA. The record is from RefSeq and is a predicted model, not a curated record. Lineage: Eukaryota; Viridiplantae; Streptophyta; Magnoliopsida; Cucurbitales; Cucurbitaceae.
UGUAUUCAUAGGAUAAGUAAUGAUACAUUAGUGACUUUUGGUUUGAUGAUUAUGUUUGGUAGAAUUUGUUGCUUACAUAUUUAUUUCUUUCCCAUUUCCCUCAACUUUAUUCCUUGAUUUCUUUGUAGCUGUAAGUUCUUCUAUGGCGGUUGUUGAUCUUUCCCUCUUUUGCUUUAGAUGCAGAGGAGCUUCCUGUUCGUUCUUCAAUUUUGAUGCCAUUUCUUCUGAUCCCUAAAUUUGAUGUGUCUGAAUUCUCUGUUGCUUCUUGCCUUCUACCUUUCCUACCUAGUAUUGCUUUGUUUGGUUGGCUGUCUUUUGUUCUUUCAACACAUCUGCUUCUCCUGAUUUUGAGAUGGACGAUCCUUGUUUUGAUGACUUUGAUCCUCGCACCAACUUUUCCAAGUUCUUGGAAGAAGCAAAACAUCAUGCCAAAGAAGAAACAGGAAGGAAAUGGUUGGCACAACAGAAAAAGAGCAAGAAAUCAUGGAAAAACACACUCUUCUCCUGGUUGAAUAGUGACAAAACGAGCAAAUCUCUUCCCAAACUAGAAAGAAAUUCUCACACAUCCAAUAAAAGACGUGUUCAUGUUUCGGGUCCGAUUUACACUGGAGCUACGACCGUCGAUGGCAGACCCCGACACCGUCCGACGUCUGGACCAAUUGCGAGUCUCUUCAAUCCAAGUAUGCGAACCGAGAUGGAGAUCCCUUAUAUGUGUCUCCACCAGCUCACUAGCCCCAUUCCUAAUCACUAUUAUGGUCCAAUUUAUCUUGUUACAUAGUCCUACAUUGCCUCAACUCAUCUUGGAGCCAGUGCAGCUUUGAAAUGUUCUGUCUUGCUUUGUUUUGUAUGUGUGAUGAAUAUUAUGAAUAUUAUGAAUGUUAUGAGCCAAGUUUGAUUCUUGGCCCUCUUCGAAA